This is a messenger RNA of Colletotrichum chrysophilum, 1800 nucleotides long. RefSeq lists its product as uncharacterized. The record is from RefSeq and is a predicted model, not a curated record. Gene Ontology annotation, cellular component: nucleus. Gene Ontology annotation, molecular function: DNA-binding transcription factor activity; transcription cis-regulatory region binding. Bases 1 to 1800 code for a protein of 599 amino acids. Gene Ontology annotation, biological process: positive regulation of transcription by RNA polymerase II. NCBI's taxonomy places the organism in Eukaryota, Fungi, Ascomycota, Sordariomycetes, Glomerellales, Glomerellaceae. The transcript is spliced from 4 exons.
AUGCUCGUCAACCAGCCAUGUCUGCGAUGCGUGCAAGCCGGUGUCGCUUGUGUGUACGAGCCCAUUAAGAAGAGGAAAAGGAGAACGUCCACAAAAUCAGCAAUGUUCUCGGAGUCCAACGCCUCCGACGACUCAAGUAGUCCGACGGCUACCACUGACCUCCAAACCAGCCCCGACACGAGCGUCCUCACGCCGCCUGACGUCGCACAAUCCAAUGCCAGUGUGCUUUCAAUGUCGCCGAUAUCUACGGAUAACUGUUUUUCUGCAUCCAUAGACUCGAUACUUCCUUUAUGCGAGGACUUGGACGGCUCGUAUGAGUACGAAAUGGGUUACGAGGAUUCCGGAACUCUUGGAGAAGGUUUCACGACAAUCACGGAAAUUGGAUCAUGCCAGAAGAUGGCCGAUACCGACUUCCAACUCCCGCUAGCCAACAUGGAUGGCAGUGUCCACUCAACUGACGAAUCCUUCUUCUCAGCAAGCCUAGACAUGUCGUGGAACGAGCCCUCGUGGUCGACAGCGUCCUCUCCGCUUUUGAGCAUGCUGCCCCCUUCCUUUCCUAGCGCUCCUGACUGCCCUGAAGACACAGGCUUGCUAGAUCACUACUCUAAGGUUAUGUUGCCGAUGAUGGGCUUCAGAGAAGGGGUCAGCAAUCCUUACGAGCAGCACAUCAUUCCUCUUUCGCAUAGGAGCUCUGCCGUCCGAAGCGCCAUCUACGCCUUGGCCAGCGCGCAUCGAGAAUACGCUGGCUUAGAAAACACCGAAGGAUCGGCUUGUUUCCACGAGCGAGCUGUUGCAGGCUUGUCGGCAAUCAUUGAAGAAGGCGAUGGCUUCGAGGAGGCGCUCGCGACAAUUGUAUUGCUUUUGCAGUACGACUUGCUUAUGCAACGAAGUCUGUCAAUCAUCACAAACAAUCACCUUCAGGGGGCAUGGCACAUCAUUAGUGCCAUGCCGUCGCCGAAGAGUGCCAGUGUUGAGUUCUUCGAACAGGUUUUCCGAUAUUUCGACGUACUCAACGCUCUCACCAAUGGCUCGACCCCAGUGUUUGCCGCACCUAAAGCCAAUCGAGCAUAUUCACCAGGGAGCUCUCCACCCCCCUUUACCUUUAGCGGAGUCGACCCCGUCUUGGGUAUGGCCGAAGACCUUUGGCCAACGCUGCAUCGCUUGGGGGAAUUGACUACCAUGAAGCGGGAACUUCAGAGUGCCAUGGCCACAGGCCAGGCAUCGAAGUUUGCUGUCCUUCGGACCGAGUAUCAGACCACUUACAAGGCCAUUGAAUACGCUCUGGAGUCAUGGAAGCCUACUCUACCUCCAGGCUUUAAUCUUGUCAACCGGGUUGUUGAUGGGCCUGCAGAUGCAUCCGAGACGGAACUCGCCAACGUUAGAUGGACCACCAGCACAGCGCUUGCAUACAGGCAGAGCGCGCUGGUCUACCUGUACAGCACCAUCUCCGAAUACCCAUCAUCGCAUGAUCUAGUGCAGAAGCACGCACAAGCGGCCCUGUGGCAUUGCGCGGCAUCUGUUUCUCACGGUGGAGCCGGGCUCACCAUGCUGUGGCCACUUUUCUUCUCUGCAUGCCAUGCGGUCUGCAGCCGGGACCGCGGCUUAGUGCGCCAAGCUUUCACAGCGUUUGGUACUAAGAGGGGGACAGUCAACACAGAGAAGCCAUGGGCUGUUGUCCAGGAAGUGUGGCGAAAGAUGGACAUGCGGGCCUAUGGCAAGGAGCAGGUGGGCACUGAGGCCUGCCCAGGCUUGUGGAAGCAAGUUGCUGCGGACAUGAAAAUCGGCAUCGUCUUUGGCUGA